Molecule: messenger RNA, 2708 nt
Organism: Pseudomyrmex gracilis
Lineage: Eukaryota; Metazoa; Arthropoda; Insecta; Hymenoptera; Formicidae
Product: sodium-independent sulfate anion transporter-like
Exons: 11
Coding region: 22-1908 (628 amino acids)
Biological process (GO): transmembrane transport
Cellular component (GO): membrane
Molecular function (GO): sulfate transmembrane transporter activity
Source: RefSeq, a predicted model, not a curated record
UGGUGUUCGCGUCCGUCAAAAAUGUCCGUCGAGGAGCGUUCGAUUCCGAAACAAAAAUCAUGUUCUACAGUAACCAAAUAUGUGCCGGUUGUCGGCUGGUUACCGCAAUAUACUCGAUUGCAGGCUGUGUCGGAUCUCAUAGCGGGCAUUACUCUGGGUUUGACCAUGAUCCCUCAGAGUAUGGCUUACGCUGCAUUGGCCGGUCUUACUGCGCAGUAUGGCUUGUACUCUUGUUUCGUGGGUGGCUUUGUAUAUGUUUUUUUCGGAACCAUCAGAGAGGUCUCGAUUGGUCCUUCGUCUUUGAUGGCUCUUAUAACACUUCAAUAUACACGAGACAUGCCAGUGGAUUUCGUAGUACUCUUAUGUUUUCUGGCUGGAUGCGUAGAAUUUUUAAUGGGUGUUUUACAUUUAGGUUUCAUAGUGGAUUUUAUUUCGAUGCCAGUUACAUCAAGUUUCAUAUCAGCGACCUCAGUCAUUAUAAUUAUUGCUCAGCUGCAGGGUCUUCUAGGACUCAAAUACAAGUCAGCUAAUAUUGUAGACAACAUAUACAAAAUGUUUAAGAACAUUAGUCAAAUACGGCCGACCGAUCUCACACUUGGAAUUUGCAGUAUUAUAUUUCUUCUAUUUUUUAGGAAAAUGAAAGACAUUGAUUGUUUCUCGAAAAACGAAAAAAAUCUUUCUAGAAAUUCUACGAUAAAGAAGAUACUGUGGUACUUUUCCAUCGGCCGAAACGCUUUAAUUGUGUUCAUAACUACGACGAUAGCUUAUCAUUUUGAAACAACAGGAUCCGCUCCAUUUAGACUUUCAGGGAAAAUAGAAUCCGGCCUUCCUGCAAUAUCAUUACCGCCUUUCUCGUCACAAGUAGGGAAUCAGACUUAUACAUUUCUCGACAUGUGCACCUAUUACGGAUCAGGAAUUGUAAUACUUCCUCUCAUUUCGGUUCUGGCUAAUGUAGCGAUAGCCAAAGCAUUCGCGACCGACGCUGUUAACGCGACGCAGGAAAUGCUGACUCUCGGUCUCUGCAACAUAUUAGGUAGCUUUGUAUCAGCGAUGCCAAGUACCGGAGCAUUCACACGAAGUGCAGUCAGCAGUGCCAGUGGCAUACAAACACCAAUGGCCGGUAUAUAUUCCGCAACUAUGACAUUGUUGGCGUUGAGCUUUCUGACGCCGUAUUUUUAUUACAUCCCACGUGCAACGUUAUCGGCAGUGCUGAUAUGCGCCGUGAUGUUCAUGAUCGAUUUCAAGAUCAUAAAAUUGCUCUGGAAAGGAUGCAAAACAGACGCAUUUGCUGCGAUAGUAACCUUCUUGGUUUGCGUUCUUGUCAGCGUCGAAAUCGGGCUUCUUCUGGGCGCUAUUCUCAAUUUGAUCUUUUUUAUCCGACCGUCUGCAAGACCGGAGAUACACGUUGCCAACUGCAAAACUCAUUUAGGAAAUGGAUACAUAAUGUUAAAGCCCGAUACGUGUCUCUAUUAUCCCGCAGUGGCGCACUUCUGCGACAAAGUAAUGAAUGUAGCCAGAACCGAACAAAACGAUGUCCCCUUGAUCGUAAAUUGUGAAAGAUUUACUAAUCUCGAUUAUACUUCCAUCAAGACUAUCGAAAUGCUGUCGCGAAGAUUAAACGCGAAAGGUAAUCGAUUCUGGUUGUUCAAUCUCAAUCCCGAAAUUGUUGAAAGUAUUGCUGCUCUCGCCGAUAACAAGUAUAUUCGUCUGAUCGAAAAUGAAAAUAGCAUCGCAGAUUUUCUUUAUGAUAACACACCGACAAAAGAAUUCGAAGAAUUUACAUCCAGGAAGAAAUCAAGAGAAGCGAGAAAAGAUGCAUUGUAUUCGAAUUCGCUUCAAGCAGAUUCCGAAUCAAAUGCUGAAGAAAUGGCUUUGGUAAUAUCAUCUGAAACCAAAACACGGCAAUAACAACUUGAUUUAUUUUUUGUUCGACCUGAAAUCAUACUCAGACAAGACUGAAAAAAAAUAUUUUGAGGAUAAUAUAUUACGUAUAUUAUGUUGAAAUAGAAAUAGAAUGUUGUCAGCAUUUAAAAUAUAGCCUGUUAUUUUAUCUAGUUGCGAGAAAGACAAAAAUCGAAUGAGAAUAAACUAUGUUCACGGCAUGAAUGUAAAUAACGUUGCAACAAUCAAAUAACAAUCAAACAACUGUCUCAAAAUCAUAUAAAUAUAUACAUAUAUAAUUAUAUAUACUUAUUUAUAAGAUAUCUAAAUUUGUUCUUAUAUGCAAGAUUUUUUUCUCUGAUAGUUAUGCAACAAAGUCACGCACACACGAUGCGCAACACACCGUACUUCCACAUUUUAUAUAUGUAUAUUUAUAUUAUAUUUAUAUUACUAGACAAAACUAAGAAUUGUGAGACGAGAAAUAAGAGUUUUAACUCAGUAACAGUUGAACCGAUUGGCUUCUCUUUAGUCUUAAUCGAUUAAAAAAUAAGAACAAUUACACAAAGACAAAUAGUAGACUCAGUAAAAUAAUACAAAAAUGCUUUCUUAUCUUGUUUUUCUAUGUGAUCUUUAAAUAAAAAUUCACGAUAAAAUGUGAAACAUCUCGAUUCAGUAAGCAAAUAAGAAAGAAAGUAAAAGACGUCAUUCAACACUAGGCAGAGAGAAAAUAUUUUUUUGCAGAUUAUUCUUGAUACGAAUAACAUUAAAGAUUAAAUACCAGAUUAUACUGCAAUAUAUUUCACAAUUUGUUGAAUGUGCGCAUUAAA